AUGAUAGGUGGUUUAGUGGUUAUCUUGAGUUGUUUAGCGAGUUUUGGUCAAGCAGUACCAAAUAACAAAACUAUUGAUAAGGUAGCAGAAUAUAUUGAUCUGUUGCAGAGCACUGGUAAGUACCAUAUGAUCUAUAACUUGUUUGGUGUUGGUAAUGGAGUAUCUAAAGACACUUUACGGAAGCGGCAAACGGCUUUACUUAAGGAGUGUUAUUUGCAGAAGAAGAGUGGAGGAAGUCCGUUAGGAAAGGAGAUUAACUAUAACUUAGCUCGGACUUUGAUUUCCACGGGAUACCAAAUUCUAACGGAUCCAGAGCUUAAGGAGGCUUAUGACUGGGUGCUUAAUGAUGCUCCGCCUGAGUUUAUGUUCCAGUAUAGGCGAAGAAAGGAGAAGAGUCUUGCUCUUUUCUCCUUUAUGCCUUCGGCUCUCUUGGUUGCUCUAGUAAGUUUAGGUGUUUGGCUGAUUCUGGAUAUCGUUUAUACUUUCGCAUCUAGGUCUGGAAGUCAUCGGGCGACUAAGAAGGAAAAGCAGAAGGAGAAACGUGGCAAGCAGAAGGGAGGUGUUCGGUUGCCAACUUGGCGGGACACAAUGACAGCUCGGACUUUUGGUUGGGGCUUUUCUUUCUUAGCACAGACCUUGACUUAUAAGUAG
Nematocida homosporus is the source of this 651-nucleotide messenger RNA. RefSeq lists its product as uncharacterized. The record is from RefSeq and is a predicted model, not a curated record. NCBI's taxonomy places the organism in Eukaryota, Fungi, Microsporidia. The transcript has a single exon. The coding region runs from base 1 to 651 and encodes 216 amino acids.